Branchiostoma floridae (Florida lancelet) is the source of this 1048-nucleotide messenger RNA. RefSeq names its product protein rolling stone-like. The coding region runs from base 152 to 1048 and encodes 298 amino acids. The transcript is spliced from 2 exons. Gene Ontology annotation, cellular component: membrane. The record is from RefSeq and is a predicted model, not a curated record. Lineage: Eukaryota; Metazoa; Chordata; Leptocardii; Amphioxiformes; Branchiostomatidae.
GUCCAACUGUUAUCAAGUAGGUCACAUUCCAGAGUUCAGACCGUUAUCAUUAGUGUACGUUUCCCCGAUCACAUGACAUACAGCAGGGUCCCGGGGUAACAUUAUAAGCGCAGUUGAACACAAACCGUACCGUCUAUAUACAGUCGUCAAGAUGACUUGUGGACAGCGAAUGAGGAGCGAAUUUCGCCUGAAGUCGUUUGGACUGACGCACAGCGACCGUCACGUGUUCACCAGAACGCCGUGGCUGAGUAACCAGUUGCCAUUCGUGCUGUACCGAGCUGCAGCAUGUCUGUACCAGGUCAUAGUCUACAGCACCAUACACGCCACCGAUGGCAAGUUCCGCCCCAAAAGUCUGGCGUUCCUGACUGAAUGGGGCUACCUCCUGCUCACAGUCCACAUCGUGUUGAGCGCAGGGCUCUGUUUUGGUGACUACUACAACUCUCGCUCCCAGCGUGAAGCAGCACCAGACGACGCUUUAUACCUGACGGGGUCUACUACUGGAAACGCAGCAGCUACAGGUGACUUGACAACGCAUACAUCACUCGGCCAGGACUCUGCCCAAACUCCGCAGCUAGCAUGGCACUACAAGCUCUACUGGGCCUUGUACAACGUUUCCUUCAGCUGGGGAAUUUGCAUCACGAUUUUGUUUUGGACGCUGGAGACACCAGAUAUAAGUGCUGGCAGCAUUUUUGCUCAUGCCAUAAAUUCUGUUACCAUAGUGAUAGACGUAAUGGUCAGCGGUCUGCCGUGCCGACUGCUACAUUUUGUUUACCCUUUGACCUUUGGGGUUGUGUACAUUCUCUUCACUGUCGUCUACUGGGCCGCAGGUGGAACGGGACUUGAUGGCCAACCCUAUAUCUACCCCUUCCUUGACUAUGGUGGGAAUCCUGUUCUAGCCGCUAUUGUAGCUGUACUGGCUGUUCUAGUAGCAAUACCAUUAUGUCACUGUAUCGUCUUCGGUCUCGUUGUUGCGCGAGAAAGUGUAGUUCGCUUAUUUAAGAAGCGUAGUUCACGUGGAAGUCAGAAUGUUAUCCUCGCUGCUCUGUAG